UCCUUACCGGUGAAUUCUGAGCCCCUGAAAAAAUAAGCCUGAAUUUUACCUUCUAUUUAUGAGAUAUCUGAUAGCUGGAGUGUUUGAGCAAGACGGACAGUAUUCUAACCCGGAGUUCUCCGUACAUUUUAGAAAACUACUUCCCGAAAUUAUGAGUCACGUAAACCCAGGACUCCUCUCAGCCUACAACAGUCUGACAGACAAACACCUCACUGGAUACUUCAACAACACGCGCAUCAGAAGACAUCUGCAGAGAGUUGGCCUGAUCACCAGGAGCGGGCGAAUUGUCCCAGACAAGGAGUACAGAAUCAGAGUGAUGCAGAAAGCCCAUCAGAGGAAUGUGAGGGAAUGCUUGGCUCAGGCUGUCUUCCACAAGGUGCUCCACAUGGAGCGCCUUCAUCAGAUUGAAAUCAAGAGGAAAUUAGAAGAUUUUGCCCGGAGGGAGAGAGUACAUAAAAUGAAGGUGGAACGCUCCAAGAGGUACGAGGAUGAUGUCAUCCAAAUCCUGUCUCCCCGACCCCCCACAGGCCCCAGAGUUUCCCACGCACUGCAUUCUGGGCCGGAGGGGGAGCAUUCUGAGUCCUCUGAAUCUCCGGGUUCGUCUCGACCCAACACAGCUCCAGGGAAGAUGCAGAGACCGGUGCGCCUAAAGCCCAUCAACAGUAGCAGAACCAGGGCCUCCAAAAGACACACCUUCCCCUACAGACCACAGGACGGCUCCCACCACACUGAGCAGCCUUUCAACUGCACUAUAGAUAAAGAACCCAGAAGGCAGGUGACUGUGACAGAGUCUUCCCCGGGUGUGUCUCCCUACCGUCUUCCAGUCAUCAACAACUUUGUCACCCCUGUUCCCCCUCCACCCAAGAAGAAGGAGAGGGGCGGUUUCAAGGGUACCCCCACUGGUACUCUAAGGGGACGGAGACUGCGCCCCACUACAGCUCCAAAUGGCCUCAAUAUGACAGAGGACCUAGAUCCCGUGCGGACCUCAGUGCAGAGUAAAGUCUGUGUGAGCAUGGUGUAUUUUGGGAAGACGGUUCACCUGUCACAUGACCUCAUGGACCUGAGGGAUGAGGUCAAAGUGUUUCAGCAGCACUGUGGAGGGGAGAACCUGUGUGUGUUCAGGGGUCGAGUCCAGGAAGCAGAGACGUUCCAGUUUGUGUCGCGGCGUCACCGAGGUUUCCCCUUCAGCCUCACGUUCUUCCUGAAUGGACUGCAGGUGGAGCGGCUCAGCUCGUGCUGUGAGUUCAAACACAGGAAAGGUUCACGGCUCGGAGGCCGCAAUGGCCAUUUUGGCUUCUCCAAAGUGGAGGGAGCCUCGCCCUGCUACAGGUGUAUCAUCGCCAUGGGGUUAGAUAAGAAGCCCACGCCUCCUCCAAAGAGAAUCAAAGAGGACAUCAUGGUUGACAGCCCCAGUAACACUGGGAAGGGCACUGCAGGGGAGGAGGAGGAGAAAGUCAGCUGCUCCCAACCAGAACCUGAGACCAUCCAAGCACAGAACAUGGAGACUGUUAAUAACGAGGACAAACCGUCAGAGGACGACAAACCUAAAGAUGAUUAUGAUGAGGACUUUGAAGCAGAUGAGGAGGAUGAGGAUGGACACCCACAGAAAGAAAAAAAUUUUGCUCCUGCUUCCAGAGAAAGAGAGGAAGAUCAACAAGAGAUAGAUGACCACUCUGAUGUUGAGGACUAUGAAAAAGAUGAACAGAAAAGGUCAAUGUCAGGCUCCAGUUCCUCAGGCAGUGAGAGGGACGACAGCGAGGCUGAUGACGAGGAGGACCAGACAGUCAAACAGGGAGCUGAUAUACCCAAAAACCCAGAGGAGGAGGCACUACCCCAGGCUGAGCAGGAGAAAGACACCGUCACCACAACCACUUCUGCCACCAUAGCACCUGAUUCAGACCAACAACCCACAGAGGAUGGGACUGACAUGGAGACCAGCUCUCCAACCCCACCCCAGACCACCCCCACUGGGGGGGAGGACACAGGGACUCUGGGUGACAGCCCUAGGUACAGUGUGGGAAGAACCACAGAGCUGGAGGUGUCAGGCACUAGUGCACAGUCAGAAAGGGAUGGGAAAGGGGAUGAGGACAGGGAUGAAGCUGAGGGGGAAGAAAAGGAGAGAGUGGCUAAAGUCAAGGAUAAGUCCACCCUGGAGGAGGAAGAGCUUGAGAGGGCCAAGUCUGUUCAGGAUAAAUUGGUGGAGGCCAUUUUCAAAGAGAUCCAGAGUCACUCAGAGCCAGAGCUAAGUGACUCCAGCACUGAGACAGAGGAAGAUCCCACUGAGAAAACCCAACAACGAGACACUGCUGGUGUGGAACCAGAGAAAAACCUAGCUUUUACUCUGCAGCAAAAAAUCAGUACAGAGGAGGUUAAUUCUGGAGACAAUUCUGUGAAUGUGGCAAUAGAAUCUUUUAAGAAUGAAGAGGGAGACAUUUCUACUGUGGAUUAUGGAAUUGAUAAGGUAGAAGAGGUUUCCCAUACUGAGGAAUAUGCUCUAAAGGAUAAAGGAAAUACUGAAGAGGAAAGGGAAGAAGAAGAGGCUGUCCAAACUGAAGAUGUAAAAGAUGCAGACAAUCCUAAAGAGGACAGGGUAAAAAAAGAAUUUGUCCAAACUAGAGAAGAUGGUGAAAAAGAUGAAGAUAUUAUGGAAGGAGAUAAGAUAGAGGAAGAGGCUGCACAAACUGAAGAAAGCGAUGUAAAAGAUGAAGAAAAUACUGAAGGAGAUAAGGUAGAGGAAGAGGAGGCCCAAACUGAAGAAAACAGUGUAAAAGAUGAAGAAAAUACUGAAGGAGUUAAGCUAGAGGAAGAGGAAUCCCAAACUGAAGAAGAAAAUGUAAAAGAUGAAGAAAAUACUGAAGGUGAUAAGGUAGAGGAAUCCCAAACUGAAGAAGAAAAUAUAAAAGAUGAAGAAAAUACUGAAGGAGAUAAGGUAGAGGAAGAGGAGGCCCAAACUGAAGAAAACAAUGUAAAAGAAGAAGAAAAUACUGAAGGAGAUAAGCUAGAGGAAGAGGAAUCCCAAACUGAAGAAGAAAAUAUAAAAGAUGAAGAAAAUACUCAAGGAGAUAAGGUAGAGGAAGCCCAAACUGAAGAGGAAAAUAUAAAAGAUGAAGAAAAUACUGAAGGAGAUAAGGGAGAGGCAGAGGGAGCCCAAAGUGAAGAAAACAGUGUAAAAGCUAAAGAUAAUACUGAAGGAGAUAAGCUAGAGGAAGUGGGAGCCCAAAUUGAAGAAAAUGUUUUAAAAGAUGAAGAAAAUACUGAAGAAGAUAAGGUAGAUGAAGGUAAUGUUGUAACUGAAGAGUAUAAAGUAAAAGAAGAGACUGCAGAAACUGAAGAUGAUGAUGGAAAAGAUGAACAAAAUACUGAAGAAGCAAAGGAAGAAGAGGAGACAGACAAAGUAAAUACAGGAGCACAUUUUGGAGCUGAUGAUGAGAAAGUUAAGGUAGACAAAAUUGAGAAUGAUCAAGAAAAAGAUGACGACAAAAAGGCGGCAGAAGGAGAUAAGGUGGUGAGUAAAGAUUAUGUUGAACAAAUGGAAAAUGUGGAAAUAGGUGAAAAAGUUAAACCAGAUGGAGAAGAAGACAAAGAAGAUAAGGCAAAUGCAGAAGAAGACAUAGAAGAUAGGGCAGAUGAAGAAGACAAAGAAGCAAAGGCAAAUGCAGAAGAAGACAAAGAUAAGGCAGAUGAAGAAGACAAAGACGAUAAGGCAGAUGGAGAAAAAGGAGAUAAGGCAGAUGGAGAAAAAGGAGAUAAGGCAGAUAGAGAAGACAAAGAAGAUGAUAAGAAAGAUGAAGAAGACAAAGAAGAUAAGACAGAUGGAGAAGACAAAGAAGAUACGGCAGAUGGAGAAGAGAAAGAAGAUAAGGCAGAUGAAGCAGACAAAGGAGAUAAGGCAAAUGGAGAACAAAACAAAGAAGAUAAGGAAAAUGAGUUAACAGAAAAUAGAACUGGAGAUAAAUGGGAAGAGGAAGUACUAAAGGAAAAGGUUGUGGAUUUAGAGGAGGAACUCCCAACAAGUGAGAUUCAUGCUCAUGAGACCAAGAUUCAAGAAGAUGAGAUUGAUCAAUGUGAAUCAUAUAAAGAGAGUGAAUCAGCCCAGACUUCCAAGGACAGCACUGAAGAAAGAAAUGGGACGUUAUUAAGUCGUGAUGAAACCAAUAAAAAGGACAAUGAUGUAGAGACUGUGAAUGGAGAAGUAGCUGCAGCAUUAGAGGCUCAGAGCGAAACCGCGAGAGAGUGUACAGAAUCCACAAGCCACGACCCUAAAGACAAAGAAAACUCAGAAGGAGUGGACACGGCUGUUGAAACAGGCAUGGAGGCAGAAACAAAUACAGAUGAACUAAAUCAGGUAGACAGAGAGGAAGAGGCUACAGACCAGGAGGCAAUUGGCAAAUGGGAAGGAACCAAAUUAGAUCACAAAGUCAAUGGAGACAAAUCUAAAGAGGAGGCUAUGGCACAAUACACUGAGGGGUCUGUGGAUGCUAAGAAGACAGAGGAAUCUGAAGAGACCCGAGAGACUUCUGAACAAAAUGCGGAGUCAAAGGACAUAGUUGUAGAUAGUACACUUGAGAGUCGUGGUAGGAACCCAGAUUCAAGCACAGAGAAUUUGGAUGAGAGCAAGGAGAGGCAAGCAAAUCUUCUGAAGAAGGAGCAAGUGUUGUACUCAAACCUCAAUCAGAAACACCUCAACAAGAAAAGAGUGAAUCAGGUACAGAAGCCAAUGGCCUUAAAGAAAGUGUAA
Esox lucius (northern pike) is the source of this 4738-nucleotide messenger RNA. It is a transcript of the gene erich3, whose product is annotated as glutamate-rich 3. Bases 59 to 4738 code for a protein of 1559 amino acids. The transcript is spliced from 15 exons. Lineage: Eukaryota; Metazoa; Chordata; Actinopteri; Esociformes; Esocidae. The record is from RefSeq and is a predicted model, not a curated record.